GCCCGCCCGCACCAGAUGAGCCCUGCCAAGCGGCAACAUCACAGUAAUCCGACCAGAACCUUCGUCCUCUCUUACUCUUCUUCUGUUCUUCUCCCCUCUUCUCUUCUUUAAAACCCACAUUAACCUCUGGCCAUCAACUUCAAUCUCUCUCUCUCUCUCUCACUCCCUCUCUCUGUACAGUCUGUAACGUUAUACCCAUGGCUUCCCCUGUUUUCUUCAUCAUCUUUUCAAUCUUCCUAGCACAAGUUUCCAUUUCCAGCUCCGAAAUUUUGCUCCUCCGUCUGACCCACUCCCUCUCCACCGCCCAAUUCAACAACACCCACCACCUCCUCAAAUCCACCACUUCACGCUCCGCCGCCCGCCACCGCCACCACCACCACCGCCAAGGCCAGCGCCGCCAAGUUUCUCUCCCGCUGUCCCCAGGUAGCGACUAUACUUUAUCAUUCUCGCUCGGCUCCGACUCGCCCCAGACAAUCUCUCUCUACAUGGACACCGGCAGCGACCUUGUCUGGUUCCCCUGCCACCCAUUCGAAUGCAUUCUCUGCGACGGCGAAUACAACCCCGCCACCGUCGCCAACCCUUCUCCUCUCAACCUCUCCGCCUCCGCCGCUCCGGUCACGUGCAAGUCCCGUGCCUGCUCCGCCGCCCACUCCGCCCUCUCCUCCUCGGACCUCUGCGCCGCCGCCCGCUGCCCCCUCGAAUCAAUCGAAACCUCGGACUGUGCCUCUUUCUCUUGCCCGCCGUUUUACUACGCCUACGGCGAUGGCAGCUUGGUCGCGCGGCUCUAUAGCGACAGCUUGUCGAUACCUAUGUCGUCUCCGUCGCUAAUUCUCAAUAACUUCACCUUCGGCUGCGCCAACACCGCCCUCGGCGAGCCCAUCGGUGUCGCCGGCUUCGGCCGGGGAAUUCUAUCGCUGCCGGCGCAGCUUGCGAGCUUCUCUCCUCACCUCGGAAACCAGUUCUCUUACUGCUUGGUCUCUCACUCGUUCGACGCCAGUCGAGUUCGCCGCCCGAGUCCACUCAUUCUGGGUCGCCGCUCUCUCGACAAAGAGAAGGGCAGCCAUUUGCCCGAUGGUGAGUCCGAGUUUGUCUACACUCCAAUGCUUGACAACCCGAAACACCCUUACUUCUAUAGCGUGGGGCUGGAGGCCGUGUCCGUCGGGAACCGUAGGAUUCCUGCGCCGGAGAGUCUGAGGAAAAUCGACAGAGAUGGCAACGGCGGAAUAGUGGUGGAUUCCGGGACGACUUUCACCGUCCUGCCUGCGGAACUGUACGACUCGGUGGUGGGCGAGUUCACUCGGCGAAUGGGGCGGGCUCGCAAGCGGGCGAGUGUAGUCGAGGAGAAAACGGGACUCAGUCCGUGCUACUACUUGGGAGAGUCAGCGGGUGAGGUGGCGAGGGUACCGGCAGUUGUCUUACAUUUCGGGGGAAAUUCCAGUGUGGCGCUGCCCAGGAAGAACUACUUGUACGAAUUUUUGGAGGGUGGAGAUGAUGAUGGGAAGGGAAAGGGGAAGAGGAAGGUAGGGUGCGUGAUGGUGAUGAGCGGGGGUGAUUUGGAGGAGGGUGGGCCCGCGGGCACACUGGGGAACUACCAGCAGCAGGGUUUCGAGGUGGUUUAUGACUUGGAGGAGCGCAGGGUUGGGUUUGCGAGGCGCAAGUGUGCGUCUUUGUGGGAUACGCUCAACAAAAGAAGCUAACUUGGCCUCCACCUCGAGGAGUGAGCUUAGUUCAAUUUUUUGCUUCUCGCAAUCCACUUACUAAUGUACAUUUGAGUGUGGAUGGCACAAAUAAGUGAGUGUGAGAUUGGGGGAAGCAAAAAAGUUGGAGUACAUUAUUAUUAACAUGGGAAAAUAUAUUGUAAAAAUCUCUAAAUGGAUAUAAGAUUUUUUUACUUUUGUUUGUGUUAAGGUAA
Messenger RNA from Diospyros lotus (date-plum), 1912 nucleotides. Its product is annotated as probable aspartyl protease At4g16563. NCBI's taxonomy places the organism in Eukaryota, Viridiplantae, Streptophyta, Magnoliopsida, Ericales, Ebenaceae. Gene Ontology annotation, molecular function: aspartic-type endopeptidase activity. The transcript has a single exon. The record is from RefSeq and is a predicted model, not a curated record. Gene Ontology annotation, biological process: proteolysis. Bases 198 to 1697 code for a protein of 499 amino acids. Gene Ontology annotation, cellular component: plant-type cell wall.